AUGGUGAAGUCGUACCAGCGUUUCGAGCAAGCUGAAGCUUUCGGUGUUAUCAGCUCUAAUUCCAAUUGUGUCUUUAUUCCACCGGAAAGCAAAAAGGGACACAGCGUCGGGCAAGUUAUAACAAGUGCUCUUGAGAAUGUCAACUUAUGGGAUCUGAAGACUGCAGAUCUUGUCACCUGCCUCUCCGACGGACAGCCCCCUGGCUCUAUUGAUGCUAAAACUACGAAACCUGCCGAGGUUACUUGUCUUGAACGUCAUCCAGAAACCAAUCUUCUGGCGCAAGGCUCCGCAGAAGGUGUGAUCAAAGUAUGGGAUCUUAUGUCGCAGACUGUUCUUCUGACACUCAAUGGACAUAGAUCAGCAGUUACACUAUUAAAAUUCGAUUCCACGGGUACUAGGUUGAUCUCGGGAUCUCAAGACUCAAACAUCAUUAUGUGGGAUUUGGUUGGAGAAGUUGGGCUUUACAAAUUGCGUUCUCACAAGGACGCUAUAUCUGGCCUGUGGCUUCAGGAUGACAGUUGGCUAGUGAGCACAUCGAAGGAUGGUUUUAUAAAAAUCUGGGAUUUAAAGACACAACAGUGUGUCGAGACACACAUCGCUCAUACGGGCGAAUGCUGGGCCCUUGGCAUAUAUGAAGAUUUCGUCAUCACAACCGGAGCGGACUCCCAGGUGAAGGUGUGGCAAUUGCAACUUGAGAACGAUGCUGGCUCGAAGCUAACCGAGAAGGGAGCAUUCGACAAAGAAAGCAAGCAGAGAGGAUCAUCAGUCGAAUUUAUUGCAACCGCAGACGGCUCAAUAUUUUUCUUUAUCCAGAAUGCAGACAAAACUGUAGAGGUUUUCAGAAUUAGAAAGGAGGAAGAGAUCGCAAAGGCCACCAGGAAGAGAGAAAAAAGAUUGAAGGAAAAGGGCCUUUCUGAUGAGGAAAUCAAGAAGAAUAUUGAAGAUGCCUAUACAUCCAUGAUUGUCCAUCGCUUUCAAACUUUAAGAUCAAACUUCAAAAUUAAGGCCGCCAGUUGGGCACAAGUCACCUCGUCAAAGCUUGAUAUUAUAACGACUACAUCCAACAAUACUAUAGACUACUAUUCAAUUCCUUAUCAAAAGAAGGAUCCCAAACUCCCAGCUCCUAUCAAACUGCACAGCAUCGAACUCCAGGGUCACAGGACUGACGUACGUGCCAUCGACAUCAGUAACGACAAUAGCUUGCUGGCGACUGCAUCCAACGGCUCACUCAAGAUAUGGAAUCUAAAGACAAGGAAGUGCUUGAGAACAUUCGAAUGCGGCUAUGCUCUAUGUUGCAAGUUUUUGCCUGGCGGAUUUCUGAUAGUUGUGGGGACGAGAAACGGUGAAUUACAGCUUUUCGAUCUUGCAUCAUCAACGAUGCUAAAUAACAAAGAAUGUGCUCAUGACGCUGCCAUUUGGACCCUCGACAUUACUACAGAUGGUAAGAAACUUAUUACCGGUUCAGCAGACAAAACUGUUAAAUUUUGGGCUUUCCAGGUCGAGCAAGUUCCUUUGGCUGGUUCAGGUGACAAAUUUACUUCAAUUAUGAGAAUCACGCAUGAUACAACUCUAGAGUUGAACGACGAUGUUCUAUGCGUCAAACUCUCACCUGAAAACAGAUAUCUAGCUGUUUCCUUGCUUGAUAAUACGGUCAAAGUGUUCUACUUUGAUACCAUGAAAUUCUACCUAAGUUUGUACGGGCAUAAGCUGCCUGUUCUCUCGAUCGAUAUCUCUUUUGACUCGAAGAUGAUCAUUACUUCCUCAGCGGACAAAAACAUCAAGAUUUGGGGUCUAGACUUUGGUGAUUGUCAUAAAUCGCUUUUUGCCCAUCAGGACUCAAUUAUGAGUGUCAAAUUCUUACCUGAAUCUCAUAAUUUCUUCAGUUGUUCAAAGGACGCGCUAGUUAAGUAUUGGGACGGUGACAAAUUUGAGUGUAUCCAAAAAUUGGCUGGUCAUCAAAGUGAAGUAUGGGCCCUAUCGGUCUCUUAUGAUGGUAAAUAUGUUGUAUCUGCUUCACAUGACCGUAGUAUCAGAAUAUGGGAGGAAACGGAAGAUCAAGUCUUUCUAGAAGAAGAAAGGGAAAGAGAGCUGGAAGAGCAAUAUGAAGGUUCUUUGUUAUCCUCACUUGAAGAGGGAUCUGCUGAUGCGGCAUUCAAAAGUGAUAUAACUAACAAUGAAGAAGAACAGAACGAGGCUGCCGACGUACGUAAACAGACAAUCGAAUCUCUGAAAGCGGGCGAGCGACUGAUGGAGGCCCUAGAUUUAGGAAUCCCUGAGAUUGAAAACGAGGAACGAUAUGAGGAGGACAUGAAGUUAUGGAAUAGGAAAAAAAUUGAUUCAAAGCCGAUCAAACCUACAAAACAUGCCAUCUUAAUUGCGAUGAACAAAACCCCGCAGGAAUAUAUUAUGGAAAUUCUCGCCAGGAUCCAUCCCUCUCAGCUCGAGGACGCUCUGCUGGUCCUUCCGUUCUCUUAUGUUCUGAAAGUUCUCAAGUUUAUCGACAAAGUGUUGCUCGAUGAGAGACUGCUGCAGCACAAUCUGCCGUUAAUAUGCAAGAACUUGUUCUUCAUCGUCAGGUCAAAUCAUAGAGAACUCGUAUCGCAGAAGAAUGAAGAACUAAAACUGCGCAUUACGCGAGUAAAGGAUAGAUUAAGAGGGGCUCUGAAAUCCACCCAAGACGACUUAGGAUUCAAUAUUGAAGGGUUAUUUUUCAUCAGACAACAAUGGAACCUUCGCCACAAGUUCGAGUUUACCGACGACUACAGCCAAAGAGAAUUGGAUGAUAAAAGAAAGAAAAGAGUGUUUGAAACUUUGGCUUAG
Torulaspora globosa is the source of this 2820-nucleotide messenger RNA. It is a transcript of the gene DIP2, whose product is annotated as snoRNA-binding rRNA-processing protein DIP2. Gene Ontology annotation, molecular function: protein binding; snoRNA binding. NCBI's taxonomy places the organism in Eukaryota, Fungi, Ascomycota, Saccharomycetes, Saccharomycetales, Saccharomycetaceae. The transcript has a single exon. Gene Ontology annotation, biological process: maturation of SSU-rRNA. Bases 1 to 2820 code for a protein of 939 amino acids. The record is from RefSeq and is a predicted model, not a curated record. Gene Ontology annotation, cellular component: Pwp2p-containing subcomplex of 90S preribosome; small-subunit processome.